Molecule: messenger RNA, 5549 nt
Organism: Erinaceus europaeus (western European hedgehog)
Lineage: Eukaryota; Metazoa; Chordata; Mammalia; Eulipotyphla; Erinaceidae
Gene: MBTD1
Product: mbt domain containing 1
Exons: 18
Coding region: 364-2448 (694 amino acids)
Biological process (GO): regulation of DNA-templated transcription
Cellular component (GO): nucleus
Molecular function (GO): zinc ion binding
Source: RefSeq, a predicted model, not a curated record
GCUAUGCUAAUGUUGUUGAUAUCCUGGGGCCACCCGAGUUAAAGGGGGGAAAUCCGGGGGCUGCCGUAGCCGCCACCAGUCUGGGCCCAAGCAGGGCCCCCCUGUAAUCGCGGUAGUCCCGGGGAGAGGCGCCUACCCCCUAGCUCGGGGAGGGGGCGCCGCGGGCCCGGGGAGCACGGACAACCCCUACCCAUGAGGCCCUGAUGGAAAACACAAAGGAUCUGCUUUUCAGGUUCAUACUUAAGGAUUCAUAGCUUUCUUUUGAAGAACUGAAGGCCUACUCAUGUGAAUUAUUUUAUACGUCAUUCCUGUGUGACUGAACACUCUUCACAAAACAGAAGGAAAAGAAGAGACUUAUUCGGGAUGUUUGACGGUUAUGAUAGCUGCAGUGAGGAUACAAGUAGCAGCUCGAGCUCUGAAGAGAGUGAAGAAGAAGUUGCUCCUUUACCUUCUAACCUCCCAAUUAUCAAAAACAAUGGACAAGUCUACACAUACCCAGAUGGUAAAUCUGGCAUGGCUACCUGUGAAAUGUGUGGAAUGGUUGGUGUGCGAGAUGCUUUUUACUCUAAAACAAAGCGUUUCUGCAGUGUUUCAUGUUCAAGAAGUUAUUCGUCAAAUUCCAAGAAGGCAAGCAUUUUGGCCAGACUUCAGGUAACGGGUAAGCCUCCAACAAAGAAAGCAAAAGUUCUUCAGAAACAACCUUUAGUUGCUAAACUAGCUGCAUAUGCUCAGUAUCAAGCUACCUUGCAAAAUCAAGCAAAGACAAAAGCAGCAGUCUCUGUGGAAGGCUUCAGCUGGGGUAACUACAUCAAUAGCAAUAGCUUUAUAGCAGCUCCAGUUACCUGCUUUAAACAUGCACCAAUGGGGACCUGCUGGGGUGAUAUCUCAGAAAAUGUGAGAGUAGAAGUUCCCAAUACAGACUGCAGCCUGCCUACCAAAGUCUUCUGGAUUGCUGGAAUUAUAAAAUUAGCAGGUUACAAUGCCCUUUUAAGAUAUGAAGGAUUUGAAAAUGACUCUGGUCUGGACUUUUGGUGCAAUAUAUGUGGUUCUGACAUCCAUCCAGUUGGUUGGUGUGCAGCCAGUGGAAAACCUCUUGUCCCUCCUAGAACUAUUCAGCAUAAAUAUACAAACUGGAAAGCUUUUCUAGUGAAACGACUAACUGGUGCCAAAACACUUCCUCCUGAUUUCUCACAAAAGGUUUCAGAGAGUAUGCAGUAUCCUUUCAAACCCUGCAUGAGAGUGGAAGUGGUUGACAAGAGGCAUUUGUGUCGAACACGAGUGGCAGUGGUGGAAAGUGUAAUUGGAGGAAGACUAAGGCUAGUGUAUGAAGAGAGUGAAGAUAGGACAGAUGACUUCUGGUGUCAUAUGCACAGCCCAUUAAUCCAUCAUAUUGGUUGGUCUCGAAGCAUAGGUCAUCGAUUCAAAAGAUCUGAUAUUACAAAGAAACAGGAUGGACAUUUUGAUACACCACCACAUUUAUUUGCUAAGGUAAAAGAAGUAGACCAGAGUGGGGAAUGGUUCAAGGAAGGAAUGAAAUUGGAAGCUAUAGACCCAUUAAAUCUUUCUACAAUAUGUGUUGCAACCAUUAGAAAGGUGCUGGCUGACGGAUUCCUGAUGAUUGGGAUCGAUGGCUCAGAAGCAGCAGAUGGAUCUGACUGGUUCUGUUAUCAUGCGACCUCCCCUUCUAUUUUCCCAGUUGGUUUCUGUGAAAUUAACAUGAUUGAACUUACUCCACCCAGAGGUUAUACAAAACUUCCUUUUAAAUGGUUUGACUACCUCAGGGAAACUGGCUCCAUUGCAGCACCAGUAAAACUAUUUAAUAAGGAUGUUCCAAAUCAUGGAUUUCGUGUAGGAAUGAAAUUAGAAGCAGUAGAUCUCAUGGAGCCACGAUUGAUAUGUGUAGCCACAGUAACUCGAAUUAUUCAUCGUCUCUUGAGGAUACACUUCGAUGGAUGGGAAGAAGAGUAUGAUCAGUGGGUAGACUGUGAGUCCCCUGACCUCUAUCCUGUAGGGUGGUGUCAGUUAACUGGAUAUCAACUACAGCCUCCGGCAUCACAGUCAUCAAGAGAAAGCCAAUCAAGUUCAUCAAAACAGAAGAAAAAGGCAAAGUCCCAGCAAUACAAAGGACAUAAGAAAAAGAGGAAGAUGCCAAUUGGGAAGAAGCCUGUCAGUUUGUCGAGCCUGCCUAUGACAGGUGGGGUGCGGAGGAGCUUCUCUGGUGACGAAGAGUUGACUCCUCCUCCAUAUCGAACCCUUCCAGCACAGACAGCCCCGGAGGCCUUCCCACCUCCCAGCACUAGCCGAGAGUUCAGUCCCAGCCUCAAAACAGUGACUACAUUGCAGCUAAAGGAGGAGUUGUUAGAUGGAGAUGAUUAUAAUUUCCUCCAAGGAGCAUCUGAUCAGGAAAGCAAUGGCUCUGCCAAUUUCUACAUCAAACAAGAGCCCUGAUAUGGUUCUGAAACUGAGGGUGGGAGGGGAAGAAUUUUACACAGGACUGAUUUAUAAUCAAUCCAGCUGUACAGUGGGGCUAUUCUACUGGGACAUUUUGCUAAACAGAAAAUUUCAGUUCCAGAUUUUUCAGGUGGGUGGGGAAACUAUUUUAGUCGUUGGGGGAAAUUUUUCAAUUUAUAAAGAUGGACAAUUUUUGUGUUGUAUUUGAAACUUUUGAAAGAAUUUUGUAAUAUUUUCCAAGUUUGGAUUUAUGUGCAUUGUUAACAAGAACUGAAAUUCUAACUUUUUGGUAAGAUUAAAGUUUAGGUAGCAGGAUUGAAGGAAAUGAUUUAAGAAGGAUAUAGUUGUAAAUGCAAAUGAACCUUUUGGUACUUGUUGGGAGAUUUGGGAUUUUAGAAGUUAGGCCAGUCACAUCUCCAGCUUCCUUUGCUGCAGAAAUAUGCAACUGAGCCCCCUCGUGAAGGGCUCAUCACCACAUAGAUCAUGGAAGGGAUAAUUCUGCUUGUUAGCAUUUUAUUGCAGCCCACUUUAAAUGUUUGUACAGAAAAUGUUUUUCAUUCUGUGAAAAUUUAUUUGGGGUUCUUUAUGAAGCUGGAAGAACUCUGGAUAGUUUUAUAUGUUCUCCUUUAAUUAAAAAAAUGGUUAAAAUUAUCCUAACACUAAAAUGUUAAACUGGAAUGGUUAACAAGAUAUACAGGAUCUCGGUCUACAUGUUGAGGGUUGGGGAAAAUGCAAUAUCGUUAUAAUUUCAUUUUAUUCUCCUUACUAAAAAAUACCCCACAAAAGGGAUUCUGAUCAUCUCCAUUUCUCUCUCCAUCUGUGAGAUAAUACUUGGUAUAGCCACACCCCAAAGCAGAUGUUCUGUAUUACCAGGAGAAUCAGAAGUUUUUUUAAAGCCACAAUAAGUUUAAAUUUCAAAAUCAUUCCAGCUCUGCUUUUAACUACUCUGAAUUUGUUAGGAAACUAAUUUGAAAGAGAAUUUAAUUUUCUUAAAAUUCCAUUUAUAUAUAUAUAUAUAUAUAUAGUAUGAAUAGCCUUUAAUUGUAUUCAGAAUUAAUUUUUUUAACAAUAAAAUUUGAUUUGGACCAUUUUGAACAUUCCCUAUUUUAAAAUUCAUAUUUCCUUUUUAAAAAGAAUGUAAGGGUAAAUUGGUGAAAGGUUUGCUCUCUACAUUUUCUAACUUUCUGAGUUGUGACUGAAUGAGAGAGCUCUAGCGUUUACCAGUGAGGUUCAUAAACUAAACUCUCAGGAAUUAAUUGCGUCUGUUCUAGAAGUGCUUCUGGGUCUUAGCCUGGCCUCUUCAGAAUGGUAAUAUUCACCAUCUCCUCUGGAAUAUAGGUAGGGCUAAUUAGAAAUUAAUCAAAAUGAUUAACCUCUACAGUCCGUCAGCCUAUGGAAUGCUUUAAAAAGAAAAUUAAUGGAAAGCCCCAGGAGACCAUUUUAGAUAAAGUUUUUUUGUUUGACUUUUAAAAUGCAUAGAACGUUAAAAACCAGCAAUUUUAUUUUCUAAAAUAAUGCUCUACUUUUAGGAAUAGUAACAUUGGUAAUACGCACAGGUUUACCUCAUUCUAUGCAAGAGGGGUUAAUAUCAUAAGGUUUUGUAGUUGCUACUGGAAGUAAAAUUUGUUGCUUUGUAGUAUAAGAAUGUGUGGAAUCGCAUGGCAACAUUUCUUAAAACUGACUAGGGGCAUAAAUGCAGACCAUAUCAACGCCAAGUUGAUUCUCAUGUGUCAAAUGUAUGUGAAUUCAGCUGUUAAAUUACUGGAUAUUUAUCUUAAACAAUAGUACUGAGAGGGACCUACUGUUAAUGUGACACCUUCACACUUCCCAAAUCUUUAACUUUGAAGAAUCCUCCAUAAGCUUAGAGUCUAGGAGACUCCUGAAGUAAGGGGAACAGCAGUCUUUAUUCUCUGGCUCAGUGAAUCAAACCCAUGACUGAUUUUAUGGGCACAAGAAGCCAAUUGUGUGGCAUGCUUUACUAAUAUCUUGGGCUCAUGGGCUCUACGGGGAAUUGAAUAAACCAGAAGGGAUUUGAUCUGAAGCCUGGUAAUUAGAUCUGUGAAAUGCUCAUUUGUAGCCAGGUUUUAUAAGCUCCAACUCCAUAGCAAAGCCAGGCUCUGAGUGUUCUCAUUCUUCCCAGCUAUUCAUGAAGUGUUUCUUGUCUUAUCCAUGACCAACAGUUAAUGGUUGGUAAGUACUUCCUACACUCUGAAUAUCAUCUGAAAGCCCUCUUCACUCUUAACUCCUCCUACUAAUGAAAAGAAAUUUAAGUUAAUGCAGAGGAGAAUUAUAUCUUAGCCAUAACUACAGUUGUACUACUCAAUAGCCCCACUCUCUUUUAUCGUUAUUCAAACUGUACUGCUGACCUUGGAUUUGUCUUUUUUUUCCCCCUCCCCUUCUCCCUUUUAAGACUAUUUGGCUUUUCUUUCUUUUCAUUUCUUUUUUGUCCCCCUUUGUUUUUAGUAGUUUAGACUCUUUAACCUUUUCCUUGCUGUGUAUGAGGAAAGCUAAGGCUGUUAUCAAGUUUUUAUUCUACGGAUACUAACACGGGUUUUUCAUUGUUUGUUUAUUAUUAUUAAUUUUUUGCGUGAUGUGAAUACCCUCUCCCAUCAAUAUUUGUAUUAUGGUGCUAUAUAUUUGGUAAUGAUCCUUUGCUAUUGGGAAGGGAUUUUAAAAUACUGUGAUUAAACUGGGUUUCUUCCUUUGAUUUUCAUAUUUUAAAUAAAGCCACAGUCAUUUAUACAAAAGAAAAGCAUCUGUCCCUGGGCAAAUCUUUAGAGGACAGAGGUCAAAGUAAACUACAUAAGGUUUUUACAUCAUUUCUGUAUGUAUUUGAUAUAUAGAUCAAUAUCUGUACAAAUUUAAUCUUUUAUUUUCUUGGUAUCUUGUGAUUAUUGAGAAAGUCUUUAAAACUUUCUCGUGAAAUGUACAUAAUUGCGUGAAAAUUCCUUCAGAGAAAUUUAUGUUCCUUUCAUUUCUACCAAAUUGCAAAUUUUCAGCAUGGAUGUGAAGCAUUAAAAUUAUAACUUUGUGUACAAGAUGAAAAUAAUUCACUAAAUUUGCCCUUUUUUUACACAAAAUAAAAUGUUGAAAGCUAA